Penaeus vannamei (Pacific white shrimp) is the source of this 1257-nucleotide messenger RNA. The record is from RefSeq and is a predicted model, not a curated record. Lineage: Eukaryota; Metazoa; Arthropoda; Malacostraca; Decapoda; Penaeidae.
AUGGCCACCACAAGCUGUGCCCCCGAGAUCAGGACUCACCCCAACUACUGCCCUCCCAUCAACCACCAACAACUACUGUCCCCAGCGUCAAAGCCACCCACAGAUCUGCCCCCAUUCGACCACCCCAACAUACUGCCCAAUCAACCAGACCCACAUAACUACUGCCCCAAUCGACAAACCCCAGGUGUUUACUGCCCCAUUAAUUACCACAACUAUUGCCCCUUCAGUCACCACAACUACUGCCCCAUCAACCACCACAGUAACAUGCUCCCAAUCGGCCAGCCACAAUACCUGUCCCAUUCAACACCACAACUAUUGCCAUUAACCACCACAAUCUUGUGUCCAUACCACCACGAACUAUGCCCCAUGCGACACACGCCCAACUAUCUGCCCAUCAACCACCCACAAAUAGCUACUGGCCCUGCAUCGACCACCCCAACGUACUGCGCCCCAUCAACUCGACCACAAACUAGCUGUGACGCCAAUCAACCCAGGCCACAACUUACUGCCCCAUACAACCAGCCACAAACUACUGUCCAUCAACACCACAACUACUGUCCCAAUCAACCACCCACAACUACCUGGUUCCCAUCAACCACCACAAACUACUUCCCCAUCAAACACCACAACUACUGUCCAUCAACCACCACAACUAAUGAGCCCCAUCACCACCCAACUAGCCCCAUCAACGCAAGCCACCAACGUGCUGCCCCGAUCGACCGCGCCGCAAUACUGCCUCCGAUCAUCAUCCACAAACUACUGCCCAUCGACCACACAACCUAUCCCAUCGCCCCAUUCGGGACCACCACAACUACUGCCCCAUCGGCCACCACAACUACUGCCCAUCCCACCACACUUACUGCCCCAUCGCCAUCCAACAACUACUGCCUCAUUAAUCAUCACAACUACUGCCCAAUCAACCACCACAACUACUGCCCCAUCGACCACCCCAACUACUGCCCCAUCAAUCACCACAACUACUGCCCCAUCAGCCACCACAACUACUGCCAAACAUCAUCAGCCCACAAACACCCAACUACUGCACUGCCACCACAAACUACUGCCCACGGGUCGGCCUACCAAAACUUACUUGCCCCAUCGGCCACCACAACGUACAUUGCCCCAUUCGGCCACCCACAACUACUAGGCCCCAUCAACCUAGCCCACAACUACUGCCCCAGUCACGUCAGCCAACAACUUACUGCCCCCAUCAGUCACCACAAGCUAGCCUGCCUCAUUAAUCAUGCACGAGACUAA